Striga hermonthica is the source of this 1686-nucleotide messenger RNA. The record is from the annotation of a GenBank genome assembly. Lineage: Eukaryota; Viridiplantae; Streptophyta; Magnoliopsida; Lamiales; Orobanchaceae.
AUGAAGAUGAAUAAAACCCGAGUUAUUCAUCUUCUUAUUCUUCUUCUUCUGACGAGCCAACUCGCUUAUAGCCGUCCGCUUUCAAACGAUGGGCAAAUGAUGAUGAAAUCCGACGGUGGUGAUGAGCCGGAGAGCCGGCCGGGUUUUCUCGAAUGGGGUCUUUCGAGCACGACAGAGACAUGCGAGCCGACUUACGGGUUUCUGCCGUGCUCGAGCAAUGCUUGGGGGCUUCUUUUCCUGAUCAUAGUGUACGAGAUAUUGCUGUCUAUUGGGGGAAGAUAUGUGGGGAUGGGCUCUGAGCUGUUUUUCCAGAUGAUUGGGCCUGGAAUUUUUGGAGCCAGCUUGUUUCACUUUCUGGGCACUAUCCCACAAAUUGUCUUGCUUCUUGUUUCAGCACUUUCGGGCUCUGUGGAAGCCGCUCAACAACGGGCCACGCUCGGGAUGGGAUUAGUCGCAGGGUCAACGGUUAUGCUUUUGACUUUGGUUUGGGGCAUUUGUGUUGUCCUAGGAAGCUAUGAUUUGUCUGAGCCUCCUACUGAUGGUGAUGAUAAAUCUGCAAGCCAGAAUAAUUUCUCAAAAGGUGGCAGUAAUUAUGGCGUUGUUACGGAUGCUGAGACGAGCUACACUGCUCGGCUGAUGUUGGUAACGUUGGUCCCCUUUUUCGUACUUUUACUAACAAAAGUUUUCAGCUCGUCUAGAGGGAGACAUGCGAUUAUUGUUAUCGCCUUCAUCAUCACGGUCGUUUUGCUCGUUGCUUAUAUCUUGUAUCAGAUAUUCAGGCCAUGGGUUCAGAACCGGAGAUUCGAGUAUUUGAUGAACAAAUAUGCCAAAGACAAGCUUCUUCGACUCCUCUCAAGAAACGGCAAACCCGACACUAGCAAAAUACAACGAUUGUUCGAUAGAAUAGAUAAGGACAGUAGUGCAUCGAUAUCAGCAUUGGAGCUCAGAGUUCUUCUCCUAGGAUUGAAAUUAGACGAUGAUUUGAGCACAGAAAGAGACGUCGAGAAUGUUCUAGAAUCUUUCGAUGCAUCGGGAGAUGGUCGUAUUACUCGUGAUGAGUUCGUCAAAGGCAUGACCAAAUUAGUCAACGACCUGUCUGACCAAACUCCCGGUCUCGUUAAAGUAUUCACCGGUAGCAAUUCCCAGAACCAAUUGCAGCAGAGUUUAUUAGCUAACAGCUCGGGAGCAAGGCGAAAUUCGAGCAUUAGUUCAUGGUUGAAUUACUUGAAAGCAUUUUCUUUCGUAAUAUUGGGCACGGUUUUGCUUUGCGCCCUUUCCGAGCCUCUAAUUAACAGUGUCGUGGGUUUUAGUCAAGCCGCGAACUUAUCUUCAUUCAUCGUCUCGUAUUUGGCAAUACCUUUUGCUAUGAACUAUGGAGUCGCGGUUGGUUCAAUUGCUUCCGCUAGGCAGAAAUCACAAAAAUCGAUCUCUCUAACACUUUCUUCUCUAUAUGGUGGUGUAUACAUGAACAACAUUAUGGGCCUGAUAGCAUUUCUUGCCCCGGUUUUCCUUAGGCAUUUGUGGGCCGAUGUUUUCGGAGAAAUUCUGGUGGUUUUGAUCGUCUGCAUCUUGAUGACUGUGCUCACGAGCAUGCGGACGAUGUUUACUCGUCUCACGGGCUAUCUCGUGCUGCUGCUGUACCCGAUUUCGCUGGCCUUGGUUUAUUUGCUUACCUCUUUCAUGUGA